This is a messenger RNA of Glarea lozoyensis ATCC 20868, 2046 nucleotides long. Its product is annotated as Amine oxidase catalytic. Bases 1 to 2046 code for a protein of 681 amino acids. NCBI's taxonomy places the organism in Eukaryota, Fungi, Ascomycota, Leotiomycetes, Helotiales, Helotiaceae. The transcript is spliced from 4 exons. Gene Ontology annotation, molecular function: copper ion binding; primary methylamine oxidase activity; quinone binding. Gene Ontology annotation, biological process: amine metabolic process. The record is from RefSeq and is a predicted model, not a curated record.
AUGGGUGAUAUGGUUACUCCACUGGACCGACGGGUUCCGCAUCCCCUAGAACAACUGUCAAUCGGCGAGUGUAACACUGCACGAGAUGUUAUUCUUUCCACACAUGGAGUCUCUGUAAUUGAUUUCCGAACUAUCAAUCUCGAGGAGCCACCGAAAUCUUUACUGCAACCAUUUCUUGAUUUAGAAGCGGAAGGUCGUAUACCAAAGCCAGAUGCUUAUCCACCCCGCUUAGCCCGAGUUGCUUACGAUGUUAUAAGCGAGAAUAAGGUCUUUGAAUUUUAUGAAUCUGUCGUCGAAUUGGUUACGGGAGCAGUGAAGGUUAAGGAGCUUAUAGAUGCUUCUCAUCAAGCACCGUUGGUCAUACGGGAAUUUGAUCACCUCGUGGAAGCGGUAUGGGCAUCAAAAACUUUUCAGGAUGCAAUGGCCGAAUUUAGCAUUCCAGACGGCUUCGAGGUAAUAGUUGAGCCUUGGCCUUAUGGAGGCAGGGACCCGGACGACGAAGAUAAACGAUACUUUCAAGGAUUAUGCUUUGCUCAAGACAAGCGCUCUGGGAACCCAGACUCCAACUUCUAUGCCUAUCCACUUCCACUCAUACCAGUCAUGGAUGCGCGGACGAAAGAGAUUGUCAGAAUUGAUCGCCUUGGUACUGGUGGGAAGCAAGACGGACUGGCAAAGGGUACCCAUAACAAAGAGAUUAUCAAGCAUUGCAAAGGUGCGGAAUACGUGCCCGAGCUUCUCGAAAACGGAUCACGGAAAGACCUGAAGCCGUUGGACGUUAUCCAACCUGACGGACCUUCAUUCACGGUUACCGAUGAAAGUUUGGUCGAGUGGCAGAAGUGGAGAUUCAGAGUUGGGUUCAAUCCGCGUGAGGGUGCCACUAUUCAUGACGUCCGAUAUGAAGGAAGAAGUAUUGUUUACCGAAUGGCAAUAAGUGAGAUGACUGUCCCGUAUGCUGAUGCAAGGGCUCCCUUUCAUCGAAAGCAGGCUUUUGACUUUGGCGAUGGUGGUGCUGGAACGUGUGCCAAUAAUUUACAGCUAGGCUGUGACUGCUUAGGUCACAUAAAAUAUUUUGACAGCGUCAAUGUGGCCGCCGAUGGGACAGCGACUGAGCAACCGAACAUAGUCUGUCUUCACGAGCAGGAUAACGGCAUCGGGUGGAAGCAUACCAACUGGCGCACAGGACGAGCUGUUGUAACGAGACAUCGUGAGCUGGUUGUCCAGUUCAUCAUUACCCUGGCGAAUUACGAGUAUAUUUUUGCAUACAAGUUCGACCAGGCAGGUGGCAUCGUGGUGGAAACAAGAGCUACUGGGAUCGUCAGUGUUGUCAAUAUCGAUGAGGGAAAAACAUCGAUGUAUGGGAAUGUCGUUUCGCCGGGAGCCAUGGCUCAGAAUCACCAACAUAUCUUUGCCGUUCGAGUUGAUCCGGCUAUUGAUGGCCCAAACAAUACCAUCGUGCUUGAAGAGUCACACCCGGUGCCAACCUCUUCCGAUCGCAACCCCGCAGGUAAUCUGUAUGAAGUUCGGCAAACUCCAAUCAAGGAGUCUGGCGGCCACGAUGCAGCGCCAGAACACAAUCGUAUCGUCAGGAUCAUGAAUCCUAAUAAGACCAAUCCUAUCUCGGGCAAACCGGUAUCCUACAAGUUCAAGCCUCCCCCAACUCAGAAACUUCUCGCCCAGCCGGGCUCGAUACAAGCUCGUCGGGCGACAUUCACACAACAUCACGUUUGGGUUACUAAGUACAAAGAUAACGAACUUUACGCCGGCGGUCGUUACACGCUUCAGUCUCGAGAUGAAGUCGAUGGUGUCGCCGACGCUGCCAAACGUGCUGAAAAUGUGGAGAAUACCGAUGUCGUUCUCUGGAGCGUAUUCGGGCUUACACAUAACCCUCGAGUGGAGGAUUGGCCGGUUAUGCCAGUUGAGAUUUACCAACUACAUUUCAGUCCAGGUGACUUCUUCACGGCUAAUCCAGCGAUCGAUGUUCCUAGUCAGAGAAAUCUGAGUAGCACGCUACAUCAAAAGAAAAAGGGGAAUUGUUGUGCAAAAUAA